Molecule: messenger RNA, 1410 nt
Organism: Arvicola amphibius (Eurasian water vole)
Lineage: Eukaryota; Metazoa; Chordata; Mammalia; Rodentia; Cricetidae
Product: phosphopantothenoylcysteine decarboxylase
Exons: 2
Coding region: 90-704 (204 amino acids)
Biological process (GO): coenzyme A biosynthetic process
Cellular component (GO): phosphopantothenoylcysteine decarboxylase complex
Molecular function (GO): FMN binding; phosphopantothenoylcysteine decarboxylase activity
Source: RefSeq, a predicted model, not a curated record
GGGCGCCUAGAUACCGCGAUACUUGGGAGAAGCUGGAGCCGAUUCUAAACCUGGGCUUUCUAGGCUUCCAGAAAGCCACCAGAUGCCACAUGGAACCAAGGGCCCCAUGCCCAGCUGCCAUACCCUCAAUGGAGAGAAAGUUCCAUGUUCUUGUGGGGGUCACAGGAAGUGUUGCUGCCCUGAAGCUGCCUCUCCUGGUGUCAAAGCUUUUGGACAUUCCUGGGCUGGAAGUCACAGUGGUAACCACUGAGAGAGCCAAACAUUUCUAUAGCCCCCAGGAUGUUCCAGUCACCCUCUACAGUGAUGCUGAUGAAUGGGAGAUGUGGAAGCGCCGCUCUGACCCAGUUCUCCACAUUGACCUCCGAAGAUGGGCUGACCUCAUGCUGGUGGCUCCCCUUGAUGCCAACACUCUGGGGAAGGUGGCCAGUGGCAUCUGUGACAACUUACUUACCUGUGUCAUCCGGGCCUGGGACCUCAGCAAGCCUCUACUCUUCUGCCCCGCCAUGAACACCGCCAUGUGGGAACACCCUCUCACUGCACAGCAGGUGGGCCAGCUCAAGGCCUUUGGCUAUGUGGAGAUUCCCUGUGUGAGCAAGAAGCUGGUGUGUGGAGACCAAGGUCUAGGAGCCAUGGCCGAGGUGGAGACCAUUGUGGGAAAAGUGAAAGAAGUACUCUUCCAGCCCAGGGGCAUCCAGCAGAGUUGAACUGGGGUUUUUGUCCUGGUGUCCAUGCACCCAGUGAGUUCAGCCUGAGCUGCUGAAGAGGGACAUCGCCACAGCAUGAAGAGCCUGUGUUCGUGAAGAGGGGCUGGCGUCCACCUUCUCAGAGCUCCCUGGGGACCGACCCUCUCCAAGUUAAACAGAACUACAGACCCAGGUCCUACCUUCUUCCAACCAGGAGAUGCCUGCUUUCCUGAGGCCAGCCCGUUUCUUCCUGGGAUAGGCCCCGAAAGCCGAAGCUGGGCAAUCAUGUUACUACUGGAAGAAUAACUGAAUGACUGAGGACCUCCUGCCUGGAAAUGCUUUUAGGAACACGAUGGCUGAAGCUGGGUAUGGUGGCUCAUGUCUAUAAUCUUAACACUCAGAAGGCUGAGGCAGGAUUGCCACAGCUUUGAAGUUGGCUUGGGCUACAGAGUGAACCAGGCCCGUGAGUGUGACAGCCUAUUUCAAAACCAAAGCAACAAGAAGAAACACCAUAGCUCAAGAUCCCUGGCACAGCAGGCUCCUGAUCAGGCCUUGGAUGCUUCCAUUCUUUGGUGGCCCGCCUUGGAUGCUUCCAUUCUUUGGUGGCCCAGUGUCACACAGAGUCAGGAAGUCUGUGAGGUGGCAAGACCCUUUUCACAUUUCCCACAGACUGUACUGAGAGUGGGGGCAGGGACAGUUCUGGGAAAUAAAGAAAAGUGACCUUAAA